GAAACUCAUUUAGAAGCAUGUUCAAGUUUCAAUGCUACAGAUCUUUAUGAUGAAGAUGAUGGAAGUCAAAGUAAUGAACAUGGUGAAAGCAUUUAUAAAUUGGGAGAAUUAUCAGAUGACGCAUUAAUAGUCUUAAUGAGUGAAACCUCUUGUAUUAUGUAUAAUACUAAGAGUCGUAAACGGGUUAAGAUUCCAUAUUUUAAUGAGCAGGAUUUAUCUGAAUUUCUUGUUUCUUUUUUUAAAAAUGGAGAUUUUGUUCUUAUAAAUCAUUCAAAUAUUUAUGUAUAUUCUGUUAAUAUUAAUGCUAAAAAUAUUUUGCAAUGUAAAAAUAUUUUUGCUUUUACUAGUAAACUUGAUCAAUGUAUCUUAUCUAUAUAUGGGAAAUUACUUGUUGGAAAUGAUUAUUUAAAAUCUCAGUGGGACAUAAAAACUGGAAAUUUUGAAAUACAAUAUCCUUCUGCAAAUGAUCUAUUAUUCAAUAAUUAUAAUAAUCUAUUAGCAAUUUGGUACAAUGGUUUAAAGAUUUAUUCUGCAAAAACUGGAAUUGAAAUUUUUUCAUUUAGUGAUAAAAUAGAUUAUAAGGAUCCGCAUAAUGAACAUUUUCAAAUUAGUUUUUUAAAUCAGGGUGAACGUUUAUUAAUAGCUCACUUUAUAGAAUCAACAAUGGAAACUUGGAUAAUUGAUCCAUAUUCAUUUAACGAUCCAAUUAAGAUAGAUUUAUAUGAUGAUAUCAACUCAAAACAAAUUGGAUUUGUUCCUAAAAAGAUAUUUGAAAACAAGAUUAUAGGAAUUGUCAACCGUAAAGUUCAAAUAUAUGAUUUAUUUCAGGGUGAUUUUAAUGAAUACUUACCAAAAGAUUUUAAAGAUAAGAUUGAAAUUUGCCAGGAUGAUUUUAAAGAAUACCUGCGGGAAUAUUUUAAAGAUAAGAAUGAAAUUCACCUUCUUAGUAUCAUGGAAGAAAUAUUAUUCAAUAUAAAAAAGUCAAAAGGUGACAUUAGUGGUGUUUUUAAAGAUGAUACAGAACUAAUAAAAGAGUAUCCUGGGAAACUAGUUACUUGGAAAUAUGAUAAAAGUGAUGAAAAUAAAAUGAAAUUAUCUGCAUCUAGAUGUGGCGAUAAUACCUCUAAACCAUCUGAUGAAUUAAAUGUGGUUGAUGUAUUUCUUAAAAAAAAUCUACUUGACCCUUUGCAUAUUCUUGCAUUUGAACUAUUAUCUAAUGAUGAAUUAAUGAUAAUAGCAAAAUGGUAUCAUGAAGGUUUAGAAGAUUUUACUAUUGUUGUGGCUCUGGAUCAUGAUAAGAUUCAAAUAAAAUAUUUUUUUAAUACAAAUUAUUUACUAAAUUGCUUGGAAAUAUACAAGAUAAAUGAACCAUCUAAGAAACCAUCUGAGGAACUAUCCGAAGAACUGUCUGAAAAAUUACCUGAAAUACUGUCUCAGUCUGAAGAAAAGCUAGUUAAAAAACAAUCUAAAAAGCUAACUAAUAAAUAUCUGUCUAAAAUAUUAUUUUCUGUUAAAUACUUUGAAUUUAUUAUUAAGCAUCUCGAAUUGGAAUUUUUUAAACAAGAUAAUUCAUUAAAUAAUCUAAUUACAAGUCAUGUAGAAGAUAUUUCAUUUUUUAAAUUAUAUGCACAAAAUCUUUUAAUAGCCGCAAUUUCAAAGCAUAGAAUCGAUCUUGUUGACCAGGUUUUUAACAAAUGCAUGAAAUUAAUUGAGAACAAUCCAGAUGAAAUCAAUGUUCUUAAAAUAAUUACUCCAUAUUUACACAAACUUUAUGAAAGUUACCCUGGUCAUUUUAAUAAAUUUAUAUCAAAAACCUCUUUAUUAUUAAGUCCUAGUCAUAGAUCUAUAGAUUAUACAUCCUAUUCUCAUCUUCACUCAUAUACCACAGAGCCACAUAUGUUUAGACUUAUUCCAAUUUCAAGAAUUUAUUUAUUUAUAUAUAAUUUAAUUUCAUAUUUAAUGUUAUAUUAUUCAGAUUACUAUAAGAAACUAUCUGAAAAAAACUUCAUUGAUAAACAACCUACUAUACCUUCUAUCCAUUUGGUUGUUCCACUACCAAGUUUUUGUACAUAUAGAACAGAUUAUAAAUUUUGGAAAGAAAUGCUUGGAAGACCUUUAUCUAAUGGAUUUGUCAAAAUACAAGCCCCUGAAUUAUAUUCUAGUUGGACUGGUGAAGCUCUGCUUAAUUUUAAGUGGAGAACGUUUGGAAAGUACUUUUAUUAUCUUGAAUGGACCAUUUUUACACUUUUCCUUUUGGUAUUUUCCCUUGCUGUUACAGAGACUAGGGGGCUUGUUUCAGAUACUUGGCAAAAAAUAUUUUUGUGGAUAUCAAUUAUUAUUGGGUGUGCAUUAAUUAUGGCUACCGUUACUUCAAUUUAUUGGUUAUUAUAUGGCCCACCACCACAAUGGGUACCCUCAUUAGCAUGCCUGUUUCUUGACAUAAAAUUCUUAUUUUAUUUACGAGCAUUUGAAUAUUUUGGUAUCUUUUUUGCCAUUAUUAUUGGCGUUGCUCAAAAAGUGUUUUCAUAUUUAAUAGUUUUAGGAAUGAUUGUACUUGCAUUUGCUCAUGCUCUUUAUAUAUUACUUCAAGAACCAAGUGAAAAGUUGGAUUCAACUGAUGUUAAUACAGAUUUAUAUGCAAAUUUUGAGACAUCGCUUUUGGCUGUUUUCUUAUUAAUGACUGGUGAUAAUAGUUCACUUUCUACUUGGGAUUAUCGUGCAAACCCUAUUCUAGUCUUAUUGAUGGUUUCAUUUUCUUUUUUUACGGUUAUCUACUUGUUAAAUUUAUUUAUUGGAUUAUUAAGUAAUGCUAUUGAAGCUUAUGAUAACAGAGCUGAAUAUUUAAUACAAAAGGCUAAAAUCUUGAUACAAAUAGAGUUGUUUUGGCUUUUUCCAAAACAACGAAGGUGGCAACAUUGGUUUCCAGAAUACAUUUACUAUAUUGCGCAUAGAGACAAGGUUUAUAGUAAAAUUAUAGAAAUUAAUAAUGAUAAUGAUUUGCCUGAUGAUGCAAAACCAAUUAUUAGCAACGAACUUAAAAAGCUAGCCGGAAUAAAUAUAGAAUCGGAUAAGAAAGAUAAUUUAAAGUUAGAUAAUGUUGAUAUUAAAAAGAUUUUGGGUUUAGUUAAAGAGGAAUUAAUUAAAGAGAAAGACGGGACUGGAUAA
Racocetra persica is the source of this 3165-nucleotide messenger RNA. NCBI's taxonomy places the organism in Eukaryota, Fungi, Glomeromycota, Glomeromycetes, Diversisporales, Gigasporaceae. The record is from the annotation of a GenBank genome assembly.